UUUCCUCCGAAGCAGCCGCCACAGCCCAACCGAGCAGGGGGACUACAUUUCCCGGCUUGCCGCGCGGCCGGGACGUGGGCUAUAAAAGGCCGCCCAAGACACGCUGGCUGCAGAGAGCGCGCGCUGCCAGAGAAGUCCAGUCACCGAGAGCUUGCAAGUCCCUGUGGUGUCCGCUUGUCUUCGCGUGGCCAAGAUGUGUGACAAACCAGACCUCUCUGAAGUCGAGAAGUUUGAUAAGAAGAAGCUGAAGAAAACAAACACGGAAGAGAAGAACACGCUUCCUUCCAAGGAGACCAUUGAACAGGAGAAGGAAUGCGACAAGUCAUCAUAGGAAUGCCUCUCUGCAUGAAGUGCUCACUUUCUUCCUUUUUUGUUUGUUUUGGAUUGUUUUUUACAAGAUGUUUUCUGUAUUGAGAAAUGCUGCAGCUUUCCCUGCAACCCUCCCUCCUUGGCCCCCCUCCUAUUGCUGAUGAUGUUGCUGCCUGAUGCAGUGAGGUGGGGGCAAGUGAUGCAGCCAAAGGGGGCUGGGAGUUGGCCAUGGCUCAGCCCCCCAAGCUCAUCUUGCUUUCCCUUCUUGCCAGAUGAGUAAUUCCAAUGUGUUCAUUAACUCUUUCUGUAGCUUCACUUAAUUUGUCUUCCUGAAAUGAAAUGGCAUAAAAAUUCCACCAAAUAAAAAAAAAUUGAACUAC
This is a messenger RNA of Hemicordylus capensis (graceful crag lizard), 689 nucleotides long. Its product is annotated as thymosin beta-15A homolog. The transcript is spliced from 3 exons. The record is from RefSeq and is a predicted model, not a curated record. Bases 194 to 331 code for a protein of 45 amino acids. Gene Ontology annotation, biological process: actin filament organization; regulation of cell migration. NCBI's taxonomy places the organism in Eukaryota, Metazoa, Chordata, Lepidosauria, Squamata, Cordylidae. Gene Ontology annotation, cellular component: cytoplasm. Gene Ontology annotation, molecular function: actin monomer binding.